AUGGGCAGCAGCAGCGGCCACCUCUACCGCUGCAGUCACCGCCGCUGCCGGCUGCAGCCGCCUCUGCUGCCGACCGCCGCCGCCGUUGCCGCCGCCGCUGCCGCUACCGAAGCCGCAGUCGCCACCGACGCAGCCAAGACAACAGCCGCCGCAGCAGCCACAGCCGAGGCCCCAGUCGCCGCGGCCGUUGACUACAGCAGCAGCCGCCGCAACUGUCGAGCCGCAGCCGCCGCCGCCACAGCUGCUGACGCCGCCGCCGCCGCCACUGUUGCGGCCCUGUCCCUGCCGGCGCGCCUCGGCCCUGCCUCACCACCUGCCGGCCUCUGCCUACCCGCCCUGGUCGAUGACCUUCAGAUUUUCCUACAGUGCGAUAGGAGAGAUGGUCUCUCCCUGUUCGAUCUCACGUCUGGUGCCUCUCCUGCCCCUCCUGCCAAUGCUAACAGCACUUAUAAGAGCGCUAAGACCCGUGACUACUUCCUCUCUGUUUGCCCCACCACACUCACCAUUGACCUCCUCGAGGAGCGCCUCCUGGCAGCUGAGAAGAGCAUAGUCGAUGUAGGAGCCUCUCGUGGUGACCGUGGUACUCCCUUCUUUGAGAGGUGUUCCCCCUCCCCCCUCCUGCCCUCUGUUGCCUCUACUGCUGCGGCCGACCUCGUUGGCCUCGAGUCGGCCGGAGCUACGUCUGCCCCUAGCGGGAGACGCCGCACCGGCAAGGGCAAGGGGGGCAAGGAUGCUGGAGGAGCUCGCGGGGGCGGUGGAGGUGGCGGUGGAGGCGGUGGAGGGGGUGGGGGUGGUGGUGGGAGUGGUGGCGGUGGUGGGGGCGUCGGUGGCGGCAGUGGAGGCGGAGGAUGCGGCGGCGGUGGUGGUGGGAGCGGAGGAGGCAGAGGUGGCGGCGGUGGCGGAGGUGGCGGCGGCAGCGGUGGGACUGGUCGGGGCGGCUCUGCCCAGAGGGGUGGCUCUGGUGGUGGUCAGCGCCAGCAGCAGCAGCAGCGCACUCGUGAGACCCCGUCCCCCCAACAGCUUUGUCAGUGGUACACUUCACGUCAUCGGGGUGGGGGUGCUGGUCCCUGUACCUACGUCCUGCGUACCGGCGACCGUACCGGUGAGCAGUGCGGGGACCCGCACCCCACCCAGCGCUGUUUCGGCCGCCUGACGGACGCCUGGCGUCUCCAGUUCCCUGACGCCACGGAGAUCCCUCACUGGGGAGAGCUGCAGAGGUCGGGGGUUGCUAUCUUUGAUCUUGAUUAUGAUGCUAUUCUUGCUGCCAUGUAUGUUUUGUCUACUAGUGAUGAGGGUGACUGUUACCUGUGUGUUCCGCCUGACCCGGGCAUUGGGACUGCUGCUCUAGGUGCUGGUGAGGCUGCUGCUCUAGGUGCUAGUGAGUCUGCUUCCCCAGGUGCUGGUGAGUCUGCUCUCUCAGGUACCACGUCGGCUCAGGCCUCCCACACCUUCACCCUUGACUCGGGUGCUUCCCGCUCCUUCUUUCGAGACCGCACCACACUCACGCCGCUUAGUCGGCUAGUUGCGGUCUCCCUGGCAGACCCCUCUGGGGGUCCUGUCCUUGCCCACUUCUCCACUGUCUUACCGUGUCCGGCGGCCCCUUCUGGCACCCUGCCAGGUCUCUACCUCCCCUCGUUCUCUACGAACUUGGUGAGUGGUGCUGACCUACAGGAUGGGGGGGUUGACCAGAUCACUCCUGCGAGUCAGCGAGUGACCCACUGA
This is a messenger RNA of Closterium sp. NIES-65, 1722 nucleotides long. The record is from the annotation of a GenBank genome assembly. Lineage: Eukaryota; Viridiplantae; Streptophyta; Zygnematophyceae; Desmidiales; Closteriaceae.